Diorhabda sublineata is the source of this 564-nucleotide messenger RNA. RefSeq names its product centrosomal protein of 290 kDa-like. The transcript has a single exon. The record is from RefSeq and is a predicted model, not a curated record. Bases 1 to 564 code for a protein of 187 amino acids. Lineage: Eukaryota; Metazoa; Arthropoda; Insecta; Coleoptera; Chrysomelidae.
AUGAAACCUCAGGCAAAUCACGCCGAAUCUAUAAUAAACAGCCUUACGAAAAAACUAGAAGAAGAAGAACGAUCCAACGAAGAAUCCAAAGAAGCGUUGAGAAAGUUACGAGAGGACGACGAAAAGUAUAUACUACGAGAAAAAAUCACUGAUGUGAAACAACUUUUAACGAACGUAGAAGUCGAAAAUACAAAAUUGAAGUUCGAAAAUGAGCAAUUAUUGGAAGAUCUAGAACAAUAUAAGAAGCAGUUGAAUGAAGCGGUCGAAGAAUCGAAGAAUGUCGCGAAACAAUGUUACUUGCUCGAAGAUGAAAAAGAUAAACUGAAACAAACCAUUUCCGAUUUGGAGAAAGAGAAGAUUCGAAUAAAGAAAAAUAUGAUAGAAGAAAUGAACGACGCGAAUAGAGCGAAAAGAGUAUCGAUAGAUACAGAAAUAGCUUUGCAACAUAUUUCAGAAGCUUACGAGAAUAAGAGGAAGGAAGUUAGUAAGCUAACUCAGCAAUUACAAGACGCUGAAAGCAUCAUUAGUCAUUUUAAGGAGCAAUUUGUGCCUGUGUUGUAUUAA